UUUUACUGCAUCACACACAUAUUGGGCAAGCCCAAAGAAAAAUGGCAAGUUUGUGAGCGUACUUCUUUCUGAAGCAGACAUGGGACGGAAAGUGAUUGUGGCUGUUUGCUCCCUAAAUCAGUGGGCUUUAGACUUUUCAGAGAAUAGCCGAAGAAUUAUUGAAAGUGUACGCAUUGCUAAAGAGAAAGGUGCAAGUGUUCGUAGUGGACCAGAGCUUGAAAUAAGUGGAUAUGGCUGUGCUGACCACUUCUUGGAGAGUGACACAUUUCUGCAUUCAUGGGAGAUGCUUAUCCAGAUAAUGGUAAAUUCUAAUUGCCAGGACAUCAUUGUAGAUGUAGGCAUGCCUGUCAUGCAUAAAAAUGUGGCAUAUAACUGUCGAGUGCUGUUUUUGAAUAAAAAAAUACUGCUGAUACGACCAAAAAUGGUACUUUGUGAUGACGGAAAUUACCGUGAAACUCGAUGGUUCACUGCAUGGAAGAAAGAGAAAGAGACAGAGGAUUAUUUUCUACCAAGAAUGGUGCGGGAUAUUACUGAACAGAGUUGUGUACCAUUUGGAGAUGGUGUUAUCUCAACGUAUGACACUUGCCUUGCUCCUGAGAUUUGUGAAGAACUUUGGAACCCUCAGAGUCGCCAUAUUGACCUGUCACUGGAUGGGGUUGAAAUCAUCAUGAAUAGCAGUGGAAGCUAUCACCAACUUCGCAAGAUGUUCACACGUGUGGACCUGGUCAAAUCAGCAACAUACAAGUGUGGAGGUGUGUAUAUGUUUAGCAAUCUUAUUGGUUGUGAUGGAGAACGGGUUUUCUAUGAUGGAGGAUCCAUGAUUUCUGUAAAUGGUCAGAUUGUAGCAGAAGGGCCUCAGUUUACUUUGGAAGAAGUCUGUGUUGUCGCGGCAGUAGUUGACCUGGAAGAUGUGAGAAGUUACAAAUACGGUCUUCGCAGCCGGUCAGAAAAGGCUUCAUGCACAAAACCAUUCCCCAGGAUCCAAGUAGAUUUUGCACUGUCGGAUAGAGAUGACUACAAUCUGUUGCGAACUUCACCUCCAAUUCAGUUUUCCCUCCUAUCACCGGCAGAGGAGAUCAGACUUGGCCCAGCCUGCUGGAUGUGGGACUAUCUUCGCCGUAGUGCACAGGGUGGAUUUUUCCUUCCUUUGUCAGGUGGUAUUGACAGUUCUGCAACGGCUUGCCUUGUUGCAUCCAUGUGCCAUCUUAUUUGUGAUGCUGUUGCAAAUGGAAAUCACACAGUUCAGAUGGACAUUCAGCGUAUUACUGGACAACCCGAAUAUGUACCUAAAGAACCUCGUGAGCUGGCAAAUCGCAUUUUCACCACAUGCUACAUGGCAUCAGAGAACUCAUCUAAUGAUACACGCAAUCGUGCAGCACAACUGGCAAACCAGAUUGGCUGUUACCACCUGUCCAUCAAUAUUGACAUUGCUGUGGCUGCAGUGCUUAAGAUAUUUUCAACCGCAGUCAAUAUGAUGCCCAGAUUUCGAGUACAUGGUGGCAGUCUUCGUGAAAACUUGGCACUUCAAAAUGUUCAGGCACGACUGAGAAUGGUCUUAGCCUAUCUAUUUGCACAGUUGUCUUUAUGGGCAAGAGGUCGCUCAGGUGGACUACUUGUUCUUGGAUCUGCCAAUGUAGAUGAGAGUCUUCGUGGCUACAUGACCAAGUAUGACUGCUCAAGUGCAGACAUUAAUCCAAUUGGCGGUAUCAGCAAAACUGACUUACGAAUAUUCAUCAAUCACUGUAAAGAUAAGUUCGGAUUUACCUCUCUUGAAAGUAUCCUCGGUGCUCUUCCCACUGCUGAACUGGAACCUCUGGCUGAUGGUGAACUCAUGCAAACUGAUGAACAAGACAUGGGAAUGACAUAUGAGGAACUGUCAGUUUAUGGAAAACUGCGCAAACAACAGAAGUGUGGUCCUUAUAGCAUGUUCUGCAAGCUGUUACACCUGUCAAGCAGCAAGCAUUCCCCAGAAGAGAUUGCUGACAAAGUGAAGCUCUUUUUCCAACUGUACGCCAUCAAUCGUCACAAGAUGACAGUGCUGACUCCAUCCUACCAUGCAGAAAGCUACAGCCCUGAUGACAACCGUUUUGAUCAGAGGCAGUUCCUUUACAAUGUCAAGUGGCCAUGGCAGUUCAGCCGAAUUGAUCAGGAGGUGAAAAAAGUUGAAGAUCUUUUGAAAAUGAGGGAUGAUGCAGAGGAAAUUAGCAGUGCUUCUGAAAAUGAGAAAAGAGCGAACAUUAAUCCUCAGAUUCCAACAGCUCCCAGCAAUAUUUCUAAUGGAAUGCCCAUCAGCAGCUCCUCCAUGGGAAUCACUGUUCCUCUGAGCUGUCAGGUUACAUUAUUACGAAAUACAGCUGGGAGUCCUCGUCAGCUAGUUCCAAGCACUCCUACAUUGGCAAGACGCUACAUUCCCCUCCUGCCUCAGCAGCUGCAUCAGUUGCAGCUCCAUCAGCAGCAACACCAGCAGACCCAACUAACAUUUCCUUCCAGUACUGUAGGUGCAAGCACUAUUAAUGGAAGCAAAGGGAUUACAUUUGCUGGAGAAACUAAUGGCAUUGACACCUCAUCUCAUGAAUACAUUGUUCAUCAGCUGCCAGGAUCUGGGAAUCGUGUUUUACUGAGUUCUGGUCGCUAUGCUACUAUUGAUCCUAGCAUGCUUGGCCCAGUUAAUGCUCUGAUGGCUGUUGCCAAUCAGCGUCCUUUACCAACACCCGACACUGAAGAUUCUCCCAUCCAGGUAGCAGAUACUUCUUCUCAUGGAUCAGACACAGAGAUUGUCAAAAAGAAGCGGCGCAAGAAAAUGACAGAUAAACCACUAUCGGACCAUGCGGAAAAGCCUGUUGUUGAAGACAAAGUGCAGAAGAGAGGAAUGAAAGAGAGAGCUCCUGCAUUAAUGCAGCAGCUUGCUCAUAAAGUCCAGAGGAAUGUAGAAAAUGCCAUGCAGCUUGAGAAACCAUUGCCAACAUUGCAUAAGCAGAAUGGAAACAGUGGAACAAGUGUCCAGGAGGUGUGAAAAUGCCAGUUUUUGUAUGUGCUACAGUGUACAUCGUUCAAACUAUGUGCUAGAAGCUGCAGAAAAUUUAAGGUUGUCAGUAUGCCUAGUUCAUUUUCAGAGCUUUAAAUGUGCUUAAAAUUUUACAGCUUUGGGCGAUUCAGGGGUUGGGUAAGAUAUUCUUGUGCACAUUUAAAGUCAUGCAGAUGCUUAUAGCUGAAACAUGAGAUCAUACAUUAAAUGAAAGAAAAGUGAACUAUAGAUUUGCAAAUAUAUUUGUGUGUGGUGAAGAAAAAAAAAAACAACAAUUAAUCAUAUAAUUAUU
Molecule: messenger RNA, 3317 nt
Organism: Pomacea canaliculata
Lineage: Eukaryota; Metazoa; Mollusca; Gastropoda; Architaenioglossa; Ampullariidae
Product: glutamine-dependent NAD(+) synthetase-like
Exons: 19
Coding region: 80-3013 (977 amino acids)
Biological process (GO): NAD+ biosynthetic process
Cellular component (GO): cytoplasm
Molecular function (GO): glutaminase activity; NAD+ synthase (glutamine-hydrolyzing) activity; ATP binding
Source: RefSeq, a predicted model, not a curated record